AUGACUUUGGAAGAAAGACUUGUCCAGCAACCACUGGCGCAUGUUCACUCCACUAUCAAGGUUCUGGCAAUGUGGGGGCUGAUUGAAUCUAUCCCAUGGACAACAGGAGAUAGACAUCAUCGCUCGCGAACAACGUCUCUUGCUGUAAGGUUGCGCUCCCGUUUUCCGCCAACCUCUUCCAGUGAAUCAGAUCCCGUUGCACUUCUCGAUCGUUCUAUUCACCUAUUCAUCCUCAUUCAACUACGCAUGCAUCUCGCUGUCAAACGCAUAUUGAUCAAUGAGAAAUGUUACAGGUCCGCUUCUGCUUGGACAACGGAGCUGUCAGAGUCCAGAAAUGACUACGCACAUUUACGGGUUACACAACAUUUUGCGAAAACUACAAAAAAUUACAAACUUCAAGAAUGAACAAAAGACUAUGUCCUCAACAACGGAUGUGUAUGCAUCGGCGAUCAGAUGCCCAAGCAAAUUAAUGUGAAUAUGACUCUGGGAGACUUGAAAUGUGAAUCAAUGUUCGCAAGGUCAAUCUGGCCCGACGCAUGUUCCGCAACUCCAAAAGAUUUCAGUUCUGCUCUUCAUAUCCUCAAGGGUUAG
This is a messenger RNA of Opisthorchis viverrini, 591 nucleotides long. RefSeq lists its product as hypothetical. Bases 1 to 405 code for a protein of 134 amino acids. Lineage: Eukaryota; Metazoa; Platyhelminthes; Trematoda; Opisthorchiida; Opisthorchiidae. The transcript has 2 exons. The record is from RefSeq and is a predicted model, not a curated record.